This is a messenger RNA of Zingiber officinale, 1291 nucleotides long. RefSeq names its product zinc finger CCCH domain-containing protein 31-like. Lineage: Eukaryota; Viridiplantae; Streptophyta; Magnoliopsida; Zingiberales; Zingiberaceae. The record is from RefSeq and is a predicted model, not a curated record. The coding region runs from base 170 to 1045 and encodes 291 amino acids. The transcript is spliced from 3 exons. Gene Ontology annotation, molecular function: mRNA binding; metal ion binding.
GAUGUCCGCCCCCCAAUCGCUUAAUUUAGCCCGGACCACUCUCGUUACCAAAUCCCUAGUUCCUUCGAGCCCAAGCUAGGGUUUUGCACUCCACCUCGGCGUUGCGCCCGCGAUCUAGGGUUUAAAUCCGUCCCUCUCCAGCAAACCAUCUUGUCUUUCGUUUGCAACUAUGGACGCUCGCAAGAGGGCGCGAGCUGAAGGUGCUACGAACGGUACAAAGCGUAUAAAAGAAACGGACUCGAACCAACCUGGUCUAGGAAGCAAAUUGAAGCCAUGCACCAAGUUCUUCAGCACUGCUGGAUGCCCAUUCGGUGAAGGCUGUCAUUUCCUGCACUAUGUCCCCGGAGGCUAUGCCGCUGUUUCACAGAUGAAUUUGAACACCCUAGGGGUUGCUUCUGUAAAGAAUGUAAUUCCUCCAGCAGUGACCAAUGGGCCACCUGCUGGGAAGACUCGCAUGUGCAAAAACUACAACACUCCUGAAGGCUGCAAAUUUGGUGAUAAGUGCCAUUUUGCACACGGGGAAUGGGAACUUAGCAAAUCUGCUGUUCCACAUUUUGAUGGCCAUAUGGCGGCUCCAUUGGGUGCAAGGAUACCAACAAACUUUGAGCCACGCCAACCUGCUGGCCUGGCUGCUGCAACCAGCUUUGGAGCCUCAGCCACAGCUAAAAUCAGCAUCGAUGCUUCUCUUGCAGGUGCCGUUAUAGGUAAGGGUGGAAUGAACACAAAGCAGAUUUGCCGUAUAACGGGUGUUAAGCUUGCAAUACGGGAGCAUGAAUCAGAUCCCAAUCUGAGAAACAUUGAAUUGGAGGGAACGUUCGACCAGAUCAAACAUGCCAAUUCCAUGGUUAGAGAACUUAUAGGCAAUGUAAACACUGCAGCAGCUCCUAUACCAGCAAAGAGCACGCCUGCUAUUGGAAUUCCAGGUGCCAUAAGCAACAAUUAUAAGACAAAGUUGUGUGAGAACUUUGCAAAGGGCUCAUGCACUUUUGGUGAUCGGUGCCAUUUCGCUCAUGGGGCGGGUGAGCUACACAAACCUGCUGCCUGAAGUACUUUCUACCAAAUGCCUCUUCGAUUUGUCCUAUGAAACUGGCAGUCUUCCCAGUUGGUCGUUCGUGACUUGGUUUCAUUGUAACAAGACUCGGAAGAUAAUUGACUUUAAUUUAGUACGUUGUUACCACUUUACGUUUUGUAAUAUUGCAGGGAGAGCUUUGUUGAAAUCUGUACUAUUCAAGGCUUUAGAACGCUAUCUGUGAUAACUGCAGUGCAAACUAGCAACUGAAUAUUCUGUUUU